Messenger RNA from Drosophila elegans, 2223 nucleotides. RefSeq lists its product as uncharacterized. Gene Ontology annotation, molecular function: L-aspartate transmembrane transporter activity; L-glutamate transmembrane transporter activity. NCBI's taxonomy places the organism in Eukaryota, Metazoa, Arthropoda, Insecta, Diptera, Drosophilidae. Gene Ontology annotation, biological process: aspartate transmembrane transport; malate-aspartate shuttle; L-glutamate transmembrane transport. The transcript has 8 exons. The record is from RefSeq and is a predicted model, not a curated record. The coding region runs from base 57 to 2078 and encodes 673 amino acids.
UGCAGGCUAAUGGAACCCUGUUGAUAUGCUGCUAAUCUCCGUGGGGCCGCUCCAUCAUGUCAACAAACUUCGGAUCCUCCGAUUCCCCGCUUAUCACCAAGCUAUAUUGUUUACCCAUAUAUUCAUAUCAUUAUCAGUUGUUUAACAUUCAUUAUUAUUUAUUGUUUAAUGGGGUAACAGUAGCGAGAAUUCCAAAUAUUACACAUACAAUAAUGUCGGGCAGUGAAACCAACAAAACACCGCUGCAGCAGCCACAGCACCAGCAGUUCGCACUGCUGCCCAAGAUCAUCAACGGCGGAAUCGCGGGCAUCAUUGGCGUAACAUGUGUCUUCCCACUGGAUUUGGUCAAGACGAGGCUGCAGAACCAGCAAAUCGGACCCAAUGGCGAACGCAUGUACAACAGCAUGUUCGAUUGCUUCCGAAAGACGUACAAGGCCGAAGGAUACUUUGGCAUGUACCGCGGCUCUGGCGUGAACAUCCUGCUGAUCACCCCCGAAAAGGCCAUCAAAUUGACCGCCAACGACUACUUCCGCCACAAGCUGACCACCAAGGAUGGCAAACUUCCGCUAACCAGUCAGAUGGUUGCCGGCGGACUGGCCGGUGCAUUCCAGAUCAUCGUCACCACGCCAAUGGAGCUGCUCAAGAUUCAGAUGCAGGACGCGGGCCGAGUGGCGGCGGCGGCCAAAUUGGCUGGCAAGACGGUGGAGAAGGUGUCGGCCACCCAGUUGGCCUCGCAAUUGAUCCGGGAGAAGGGCAUCUUUGGGCUGUACAAGGGUAUCGGAGCCACAGGAUUGCGGGAUGUCACCUUCUCAGUCAUCUACUUCCCCCUGUUCGCUACGCUCAAUGAUCUGGGUCCCAGGCGCAAUGACGGUUCUGGAGAGGCCGUGUUCUGGUGCUCCUUCCUGGCCGGUUUGGCGGCAGGUUCAACCGCUGCCCUUGCCGUCAAUCCCUUCGAUGUGGUCAAAACGCGUUUGCAGGCGAUCAAGAAGGCUGAUGGCGAGAAGGAGUUCAAAGGCAUAUCCGAUUGCAUCACUAAGACGCUUAAGCAUGAGGGACCCACCGCUUUCUUCAAGGGCGGUCUGUGCCGAAUGAUUGUGAUUGCCCCUCUGUUCGGAAUCGCCCAGACUGUCUACUAUCUGGGCGUGGCCGAGGGGCUGCUGGGCGUGCAGAAAAAUGUUUUGCCCAAGAUCAUAAAUGGCGGCAUUGCCGGAAUUAUUGGUGUGACAUGCGUUUACCCACUGGACAUGGUCAAGACACGACUGCAGAGCCAGCAAAUCGGACCCAAUGGCGAGCGCAUGUACACCAGCAUCGCCGACUGCUUCCGCAAGACGAUCGCCAGCGAGGGGUUCUUUGGCAUGUACCGAGGCUCCGCGGUGAACAUCCUGCUGAUCACCCCCGAAAAGGCCAUCAAAUUGACGGCCAACGACUACUUUCGCUAUCAACUGGCCACCGCUGAGGGGGAUCUUUCCCUGCCGCGGGCAGCAUUGGCCGGCGGCCUGGCGGGUCUGUUCCAGAUCGUGGUCACCACUCCCAUGGAGCUGCUCAAGAUUCAGAUGCAGGACGCCGGGCGGGUGGCCAUUGCCGCCCGGGCAGCGGGACGUGAGGUGAAGCAGAUGACGGCCAUGGGCCUCACCAAGCAGCUCCUCCGUGAGCGGGGCGUCCUGGGCCUGUACAAGGGAGUGGGUGCCACCGGGGUGCGAGACAUCACAUUCUCGGUGGUGUACUUUCCGCUGAUGGCCACCAUAAACAAUAAAGGGCCUCGCAAGUCGGACGGUUCCGGCGAGGCGGUCUUCUACUGGUCCCUGCUGGCCGGACUACUGGCAGGGAUGACGGCCGCCUUUCUGGUCACACCGCUGGACGUGAUCAAGACCCGGCUGCAGGCCGAUGGCGAGAAGGAGUUCAACGGCAUCGUGGACUGUGUGCGGAAGACCCUUAAACGCGAGGGUGUGCCGGCAUUCUUUAAAGGCGGUCUCUGUCGGAUGAUGGUAGUGGCACCCCUGUUUGGAAUCGCACAAAUGUUCUACUUUUUGGGCGUGGGCGAGAAGAUGUUGGGCAUCGAGCAAAAGAAAUCAGUGUAGAAUGAUUUCGCAGCCGAUUUUUAAGGAAAUCCAUUACUUAACACUUUUUAAAUCAUUUUAUGAAACCUGACCAUAACCAAGUUUUUAUAGCUCCCUCUAUUUGACAGAUAAUAUAAAAUUUACGUCAUGGACUAUUAUUUUGGAA